AUGUCUUGUGUCUACCUUCAUGUUUUUUGCCCAAAACUGGUGUUUUUGGAGUAUGCAGGUCACUCGGCGGAUGAACUUUUAAUUGAAAACCUAGACUCCUUGAAAAAAGCUGUGAUUUACCCUGAUAGUAGGGCACAUAAAGAGAUAACAUUUGAAUCAUAUGGUGCCAACACAUGUCAGUUGUUUGCAGGAGUUUCUCAUGUGGAAUCUUUGUCUCUCAACCUUUUUUUCAUUCAGGCCAUUAGUACUGCACGUGAUCCUAAUGGAGUUUUCGCGAAGUCUCUUCCCAAUCUGAAGACGUUAGAGAUAUCCACAACAAUUGAUGACUACACCAUGAAUGUAGUCAUCCGGAUCCUCAGAUGUUCUCCCAUUCUGGAGUCUUUCCAUUUGAUUAUUGAAGAGGUACAAUUUUUUUUUCUCAUCCCAUUCCUAUAUAAUAAUACUAUUUGUGUAUCAUUACGGUGA
Messenger RNA from Helianthus annuus (common sunflower), 465 nucleotides. RefSeq lists its product as uncharacterized. The record is from RefSeq and is a predicted model, not a curated record. The coding region runs from base 1 to 465 and encodes 154 amino acids. Lineage: Eukaryota; Viridiplantae; Streptophyta; Magnoliopsida; Asterales; Asteraceae. The transcript has 2 exons.